Molecule: messenger RNA, 3714 nt
Organism: Salvelinus sp. IW2-2015
Lineage: Eukaryota; Metazoa; Chordata; Actinopteri; Salmoniformes; Salmonidae
Product: neurogenic differentiation factor 1-like
Biological process (GO): positive regulation of transcription by RNA polymerase II; sensory organ development; axon development
Cellular component (GO): nucleus
Molecular function (GO): E-box binding; protein dimerization activity; DNA-binding transcription factor activity, RNA polymerase II-specific
Source: RefSeq, a predicted model, not a curated record
AGGGAUACAACCAUAGAGACAUACAGGUUCAUCUCUCUCUCCCAGUCCCUUGCAGCAUCAGCAGCAGCACUAUAUAACACGAGCAUCCGUCGGCGCAGCCACAUUACAGUCCAUUCACCGGACCUCACACUUCAGGAGGGGCAUGCCAGAGUCAUAACAAGAUCAUUCUGCAAAACAUAGAUUUCCAAUAUGACUAAAUCCUACACGGAACAGACCAUGAUGUCAUCAGAACCCCAGGAUUCUGCGACCUGGACUGACGAAUGCCAGCGCUCCCAGAACGAACAGGAUAUGGAGAAGAAUAACGACGCGCUUGAGUCCAUGCACGGGGGCCUCGAGGAUGACGACGAAGAUGGGUUAAACAGACUGGAUGAGGAUGAUGAUGAGGAGGAAGAGGAAGAGGAGGAAGAGGAAGGCGACGAUCAAAAGCCUAAACGUCGUGGACCAAAAAAGAAGAAAAUGACAAAAGCCAGGAUGCAGAGGUUUAAGAUGAGGCGCCACAAGGCGAACGCGCGGGAAAGGAAUCGUAUGCACGGACUCAACGACGCGCUGGAGAGUUUGCGUAAAGUUGUGCCAUGUUACUCCAAAACCCAAAAGCUCUCAAAAAUCGAGACUCUGCGACUGGCUAAAAACUACAUCUGGGCCCUGUCAGAGAUCCUGCGGUCAGGGAAGAGCCCAGACGUCAUAUCAUUUGUCCAGGCCUUGUGUAGGGGCUUGUCUCAGCCCACUACUAACCUAGUGGCAGGCUGUCUCCAGCUCAACCCCAGAACUUUCCUCCCGGAGCAGACACAGGAGAUACCAUCUCAUAUGCAACCAGCAAGUGCUUCCUUCGCCGCGCAUCCAUACUCCUACCAGACUCCGGGUCUUCCCAGCCCUCCAUAUGGUACAAUGGACAGCUCCCACGUCUUCCACGUCAAGCCCCAUUCAUACGGAAGCGCGCUGGAGCCAUUCUUUGAGACCGCGCUGCCGCUUACAGACUGCACUAGUCCAUCAUUCGACGGACCCUUAAGCCCACCACUGAGUGUCAACGGGAACUUUUCCUUCAAACACGAGCCUUCGUCAGAGUUCGAAAAGAACUACGCUUUUACCAUGCACUACCAGGCUGCUGCGGGACUGGCAGGUUCACAGGGACACGCGCCCCUUUACCCGAGCUCUGCGCCGCGGUGUGAGAUACCGAUGGAAAACAUUAUGUCGUACGAAGGACACACUCAUCACGAGAGAGUCAUGAAUGCUCAGCUUAACGCUAUAUUUCAUGAAUCGUAAAUACAUUGAACGUGCAUCAAAGACUGAUAAGCGCGCGUCAUGAUAUGGUAUCCUCUUGCCACUGAUGCAAAAUAGCAAUUAUAAUCCGCUUGUAUGUAUUUAUUGUUGUUACUGCCUUUAGAAGUGCGGAUGCUUAUGCAUAUUAUUUUUCACCUAAUGUACUGUAUUGUAUUCGCGUCUACAUUAUGGUACAGGUCACAUUGUGGAAAUAGUGGUGACCAUACUGAGAAUGUGUUGAUUAUCCAUGUUACAAAAUCACAAGCAAUAAUUUGGAAAACUAUGCAAUUUAUAAACAAAUACUUGGGUCAAUAAAAAAAAUAUAAUAAAUAUUUCUAUAUUUUUCAACCUGCAUUUUACAACUGAUCUAUCCUAUCCUGAAUAAUUUAGUUGUGAUUUUGUACAGCAUUAUUCAUUAUUAGUUCCAAUUUCAUUUCACGUAACUCCAUGUUAUGUUUUAUAAAAUAGUUAUGAUAUGAUGCAACGGUUUUAUGAAAGAUCAUUAUCUAUACAGAGGCAAGUGCUCUGUUGCCUUAGCGAUUAUUUACUGCAAUUCAUGCAAAGCUGCACAAUAUUUAACAUUUUAUUUUCCCCCAAAACAUAGCCUAUUAUGGCUACUUAACAAUCAGGAAUGUUAUAUCGCUGAAUAGGUGGACAAUACAUAGGGGGUACUUACUUGCAAAGUAGCCUAAAUACCUUGAUUGUGUAUAAAAAGCGUAACUAUCAACUGGAAAUACUCAAUGUAUAAAACGAAUGACUUAUUAUUUCAUAUAAAACAUGUACAUUGACCGUGGGCCAUACCCCAUGCGAAAUCAUCUGCAGCACAUUUUGGAACAAACCAGGCACCAUCUCAUUGUGCCAUUGCAUGAAUGUGCAAAUCAGUGAAGAAGAGCCAUUUGCAGCAUCUGAUGCUCAAAUUCAAUGUGUGUUGUAUAUUGUUUGUAAACAUUUUACAAUGUAGGAGGGUGUUAGGGCCCAUUAGAGGACCGUGUGCCAUUAAAUUACUAUUCGCUAUUAAAUUAUAUGUUCGUUAUUUAUCCUAUAUUUUAUUUCGAAGGUUUAAACGUUUAAUUCUCUCCCAAUGUGAUUCAAGUGUACAUAAUUGCGUUGAGAUAAAUGUAUAAUGUAUAUCUCAUGAGGAGCACUCAAUUAUUUACAUAAUAAAGUGAAUGAGUAGCCUACAAUUUCUAUCAUUAUUGUCUGUUAACCUACCAACAUCUCUAUUAUAGGUUAAUAAUCAAAUUAUAAGUAAAAAUAACAUCUAAAGUAAACGUACAACUUAAACUGUCAAACCACGUGUUUGUAAGUAAUAUUUCGCAAUGGUUUAAAGUCCCUCAGCCUGCAUGGUUGCAAAAUAACCUUGACUUCUUUUGGGAUAGUCCUUUUGGUCUGGCAAAUCAUCCGAGACAAUCUAGUCCAGAUUAUUAUUUUUCAUGCAUCACUAUUACGCACGAUGGAUAGUGAACAUUUAUUUGCCCAUGUGUAAACUAUAUUAUUCUCUUCUACAAUAUUGUCCUUUAAGAUUGUUUGCUUAAAAUCUUAAUAAAUUAUUAAAAUUACAAAGCAACUUAAUAUGAGUGAAAAGGAGCAAUCACCCCCCUAUUAAAUGUAGGCAGAACUUAAGGCUGAAGGACAAAACAAGCGUUUUUCCUGCCACGGGUAGCUGCAGUCAAGGGGCAUUCACAUGCCUCAAUGGCGAAGUCCCAAAUGGCACCCUACUACUUUGGAGCAGAACACCACGAGUCCUAGUCGAAAGUAGUCCGCGAUAUGUGCCAUUUAGGACUUACACCAUAGUGUAUGCAAACCGAGCGAGGCACAUAUGUUACUUCUGCAGGGGAGGUUUUUAAUUUAUAAAAAUGAUAUUGUGUAUGCAUAAACACUCACUGGCCGCAUCUAUAACCCAAAAUGUCAAUCAUAAGGGAAAACCCCAGCGAGUGAGCUAGCCAGCCAACAUCAAUAUGGUAGUUAUAUUCUGCAUUGUGCUAUAUAUUUCCUGUUAAAGUAGUAUGAAUAACAAUUGGUGGUGUAUUGUAUCCGCCCUUCCUCGAUAAUAUACAAGCACCACCGUUCAAUUGGCAUGGGUAAACCAUUGGAAUAAUUUAAUGACUACAUCUUAGAUGAAAGUAAACCCUCACUGCAUGCCCCCAAAAAUUACAGAAAUAUGCAAUCCUGAAAUCUGUAUCCCAUAGCCUCUGUCAACGGGUUUCCAAAACACUUAUUUAUAAUUUCAUACAUGCACACAGUUUUGUUAUUUGAGACCUUUACCCUGGACCAAUCAAAUCACAGGGAACGUGCAUCCCUCCGUGUCAUCUGAAUCUUUAUAAAUGGGUGUGCAGGGUUCCUGUGUUAAAUCAGGAACUGUCCAUGGUGCUGCGAAGGCUAUUGGUGCCUCAGCUGCCCUGUCUAGGCCUAUACCUUUAUUGCUCAGUAUAUAACAGCAUAUUCCAUUGAAUGUCA